Messenger RNA from Penicillium verhagenii, 1785 nucleotides. RefSeq names its product phosphoribosylaminoimidazolecarboxamide formyltransferase/IMP cyclohydrolase. The transcript is spliced from 4 exons. Gene Ontology annotation, biological process: 'de novo' IMP biosynthetic process. The record is from RefSeq and is a predicted model, not a curated record. Lineage: Eukaryota; Fungi; Ascomycota; Eurotiomycetes; Eurotiales; Aspergillaceae. Bases 1 to 1785 code for a protein of 594 amino acids. Gene Ontology annotation, molecular function: IMP cyclohydrolase activity; phosphoribosylaminoimidazolecarboxamide formyltransferase activity. Gene Ontology annotation, cellular component: cytosol.
AUGUCUCAAAAGUCCGCUAUCAUCUCCGUCUAUGACAAGACUGGACUGCUUGACCUUGCCAAGGGUCUGAACCAGCAGAAUGUCCGUCUUCUUGCGUCUGGCGGUACCGCUAAGAUGAUCCGUGAGGCCGGAUUCCCCGUCGAGGAUGUCUCCGCCAUCACCCACGCCCCCGAGAUGCUCGGUGGCCGUGUCAAGACCCUCCACCCCGCCGUUCACGGCGGUAUCCUCGCUCGUGACAUCGAGUCCGAUGAGAAGGACCUUGCUGAGCAGAAGAUCUCCAAGGUUGACUUCGUUGUCUGCAACCUGUACCCCUUCAAGGAGACCGUCGCCAAGGUUAACGUCACCAUCGACGAGGCCGUCGAGGAGAUUGAUAUCGGUGGUGUGACUCUGCUCCGCGCCGCGGCCAAGAACCACAAGCGUGUGACUAUCCUGUCCGACCCCAAGGACUACUCCGAGUUCCUUGCUGAGCUCGCCGCCGGUCAGAUCACUGAGGCCAGCCGCAAGCUGUACGCCCUCAAGGCCUUCGAGCAGACCGCCGACUACGACUCUGCCAUCUCCAGCUUCUUCCGCAAGGAGUACGCCGGUAACGGUGAGCAGCAGGUUUCUCUGCGCUACGGUAUUAACCCCCACCAGAAGCCUGCCUCCGCUUUCAUGCCCCAGGGCAAGCUGCCCUUCAAGGUCCUGAACGGCUCCCCCGGCUACGUCAACCUUCUGGAUGCCCUGAACGCCUGGCCCCUGGUCAAGGAGCUCAAGCAGGCUCUUGGAUUCCCCGCUGCUGCUAGCUUCAAGCACGUCUCCCCCGCCGGUGCUGCUAUCGGUGUCCCCCUCACCGAGAAGGAGCGCAAGGUCUACAUGGUCGAUGACAUCAAGGGUAUCGAGACCUCCCCCCUUGCCCAGGCCUACGCCCGUGCCCGUGGUGCGGACCGCAUGUCCAGCUUCGGUGAUCUCCUCGCUCUGAGCGACAUCGUCGAUGUCCCCACCGCCAAGAUCAUCUCCCGUGAGGUGUCCGACGGUGUCAUCGCUGCCGGUUACGAGCCGGAGGCUCUUGCCAUUCUUUCCAAGAAGAAGGGUGGCAAGUACCUCGUCCUCCAGAUGGAUGAGAACUACUCCCCUGCUGCCGAGGAGACCCGUACCAUUUACGGUGUCCAGCUCACCCAGCACCGCAACGACGUUGUCAUCUCGCCCAGCAAGACCUUCAACACCGUUAUCACCCCCAAGGACCUCAAGACCCUCCCCGAGGCCGCUCUCCGCGAUUUGACCGUUGCCACCAUCGCUCUCAAGUACACCCAGUCUAACUCCGUCUGCUACGCCCUGAACGGUCAGAUCAUCGGUCUCGGUGCUGGUCAGCAGAGCCGUAUCCACUGCACUCGUCUUGCCGGUGACAAGGCCGACAACUGGUGGAUGCGCUUCCACGACCGUGUCAUCGGUAUCAAGUGGAAGCAGGGCACCAAGCGUGCCGACAAGAGCAACGCCAUUGACUUGCUCUGCUCCGGCCAGACUCCCCGCAACGAGGCCGAGACUGCCGAGUACGAGCGUGUCUUCGAGGAGGUCCCUGCUCCCUUCACCGAGGAGGAGCGUGAUGCCUGGUUGCAGAAGCUUAGCGAGGUUGCCGUCUCCUCGGAUGCUUUCUUCCCCUUCAUUGACAAUGUUUUCCGCGCCGCCCGCUCCGGUGUCAAGUACAUCGCCGCCCCCACUGGUAGCCAGAACGAUACCCCCGUCUUCGAGACCGCCGAGAAGCUGGGAAUUACCUUUGUUGAGCAGGGCACCCGUCUGUUCCACCACUAG